This is a messenger RNA of Mycosarcoma maydis (corn smut), 2589 nucleotides long. RefSeq lists its product as uncharacterized. Lineage: Eukaryota; Fungi; Basidiomycota; Ustilaginomycetes; Ustilaginales. Gene Ontology annotation, biological process: regulation of DNA-templated transcription. The record is from RefSeq and is a predicted model, not a curated record. The coding region runs from base 1 to 2589 and encodes 862 amino acids. The transcript has 2 exons. Gene Ontology annotation, molecular function: DNA-binding transcription factor activity, RNA polymerase II-specific; zinc ion binding.
AUGAAAGCUGCCUCUCAUGAAGCGGAGCCUUCUCCAAUUUCCUCAAGAAAGCGACCUUUAGCAAAGAGAAGCUGUCUCAAUUGCCGGGAAAAGAAGGCACGUUGCGAGCUUCCAGACGUCUACGUCGACAGCUCAAAGGUACCACUUCCAACAGAGAAGAAAUGUCAUCGUUGCGAUGUUCUCGGCGUCACCUGUGUAGUGUGGGACGGCGACCGCAAACGCAGACCAAGACUUGAACCCCCCAACGAGUCGAAACCUCGCGGCACUGUGCAGGAAGGAGGCGUCUCACCAGCAUCAAGCAGCAAGCAAGCGCGAACCUCGCCAGAGACAACAGAGAGGGAUCAACCAGAUGUACAACCGAGUGACAGGUCCAAGAAGGACGUGUCCUCAGCCGGGCUUCAUCGACGCAGUGACGGUGGUGGCUCCUCCGCUCCAUCGCGGAGUGUCGAGGCUGAGCAGCUAAGGGCAUCGGACCUGAAACAUGCUCAGCAACUUCUUAUCAACAGACAAAAAGGCUGGAAGGCGAUGUCUAGGACAUUGUACACGCUCAUGGAGCGACUACAAAAUGAGUCCAGAUACAGCAACUAUCUCAAAUUACGGAUCGAUGCUCCUCCUUCGACGCCGGAUAUCGCCACGUUCCUGCCUCUCGACCGAGUACCCCAGUUUGAUAUACAGCUUCAAGAUUACCUCGUGGAACACCCUCAUCUACCUUCCCUUUCCGUGCUCCAACAGCAACAGUCGCAGAAUGCUACUAGGCCCCGAGCGCUUCUACUGGCCACUCUGAUUCUGCUUGGCUUGAAAGGGACGCACGAUGAGCUCGCCUCUGCGGACACACGAACGCUCUCAAGUUACAUCGAUCGGCUCGGAACACAGCUGCUCUUUUCCUCACCCCGCGAUAUUCAUCUGGUGAUGGCAUUUGAGCUGCUGCUCGCUCACGAGCCCGGCCUGGUCGGCACUGCGGCCUCGCAGUUCGAGCCCGAGGGACGUGGCUUUGGUCUCGCCUCGGAAAACUUGCUAACUUGUGCAAUCAAGGUUGCCAAGGAGCUGAGAUUGGACAGUUCUCUGACUGUCUCCCAGCAUACACCAGACAGCCUUGCUCGUCUGAGCCUAUGGUGCUGUUUAAGGACUUGGGACGGCGUCUACGCUUUCCUUGGCGAAAAAUUCAACAUCAUGGAGGAUUUAAAUCAGCAUUUUGCAACCACUGUGCGUCGGACUAUUUUCUGCGUUGACGAUAGUGGCACUGUACUGCCCUCGCCACCACGCCUUCGUGAUGCAAGUGGCUCAAUAUCGCACUCCUAUCAAGAAAUGCGAGAAUUUUGUGCUCAGUCCGAGCAACGCCUAGGAAGGGACGGCAUCCUCCGCUCCGCUGGCCGAACUGUCCUUAGCAUGCGUGUCGAAGCUGUUUGCUAUCUCUUCAGCUCUUUGCACCAGCUACAAGAGACGCUCUCUAACGCAGAUCUUUCCUUGGAAGAGAAACAACAGCGCACGUCGGACAUUACGGCGAAAACAUACGAUAGCAUCAUGGGUGUGAGACACAACUCACACGAAGAUUUGGGAUUCUAUGCAGGGCAACGGAUUGUUCGCUUGUGGGAGCAGGUGUUGCACGUUGAGUGUGCCUUCUUCUGCGCGAUCUAUGGAAGCUAUGCAACGUCGGCACUGUUUUCGGGCAGGUUCGAUGGAUCGAUCGAACCUCACGAGCUUCUCCAUGUUAUUCGCUUUAGGCUUGGUGUCGCCGACCGCAUCAGUGUGGUGGGCCGGUUCAGCUUGGAUGUGAGCCACACCCUGCUUGCCACUGUACCACAGAUGGAUCAUCAGCCUGCGUGGCGUAAGCAAAAUCGCUCAUCCACUCAAACCUCAUCGCGCUACUUGCUCCGGCUGCCAACUCUACUUGUCUGUGCCAUGACAGUACAUGCAGCUCGACGGUGCUUGGAAGGCAUUGCUUUCGUACUCGUCGCUUGGGCACGGUCCUCAACCGACACCAUGUUGGCCGUGACACUGAUGGAAUCUGCAUCAGCGCAUCUUCGCAAGCUUUCGCCCCCGAGCUCAAUUGAAAGCGUGGAUACAGUGGCCCAGGUGUCGGCAGACUACAUUGACGAAAUGGUUGAGACGGCACGACUCUGGCAGAUCUACUACCGAGUGUAUCGACCUGUUUCCAGCAUCAAGCAGGAUCAAGCAUCCGAGUCGACAACAAAUAACACGCGCACAGUCGUUCAACAAGAACGCUGCUCGAAUGAAAACGGUGCAGCAGACUCGGCGCAACCUUCAGCGUCGAGCCGCUCUACAGCGAUGGACUUUCUAGCCUCUGCUGCCGAGGUUGUGCAAGAAACCGAUUCCACUCGAGGCCUUAAGACGAUGGACUUUGUAAAGCAAGCUACUACAACAGGUUCCCAGGGCUCGUACAUACCGCUGAGCAAGAAUAGUCUAUCUUUCACUUGCGACUCACAAGACUUUGACAUGCAGCCUACCGCCUCCACGGCUUCGGAAACACUCCUGUCUAGCCAUGCCGGACUGGUGGAUGCUGGCAUCCACAAUGCCCAGGUACCGUUCGAUCUCGAAGCAUUUUUGAAGGACGUUGACCAAUUGUUCUAG